Capsicum annuum is the source of this 990-nucleotide messenger RNA. Its product is annotated as ADP-ribosylation factor-like protein 5. Gene Ontology annotation, cellular component: cytoplasm; trans-Golgi network. Gene Ontology annotation, molecular function: GTPase activity; GTP binding. The transcript is spliced from 2 exons. The record is from RefSeq and is a predicted model, not a curated record. Gene Ontology annotation, biological process: vesicle-mediated transport; intracellular protein transport; protein localization to Golgi membrane. Lineage: Eukaryota; Viridiplantae; Streptophyta; Magnoliopsida; Solanales; Solanaceae. Bases 273 to 824 code for a protein of 183 amino acids.
UGGAAUUUCAAAACAAGUAGGUACUGUUUGGCUAAAAGAAAAUGUGCACUAACUUUGACAAGUCACAUUUUUCAGCUUAAAAUAAUUCUUUAGUCUCAUUUCUUGCUUCAUCAAUUUGAAAUAUCAAUACUUUACUCUAAAAUAAAUAAUUCCCCAUUUCUUCAUCAAAAAGCCAAUUUUCCCGAAUCAAAAAAUCAAAAUCCAAUUAAUCAACUUUGAUCUAUUAUUUUUUUUUUUUUUUUGGGAUCAGAUCUAUAAAGUUAGUUAAUAUUAUGGGAGGAUUCAUAUCUAGAUUUUGGUUCAUGGUGUUUCCAGCAAAAGAGUAUAAGAUAAUUGUAGUUGGAUUAGAUAAUGCUGGUAAAACGACGACGCUUUAUAAGUUACAUCUAGGUGAGGUGGUUACUACUAAUCCUACUGUUGGUAGUAAUGUUGAGGAGCUUGUUUAUAAGAAUAUUCGAUUUGAGGUCUGGGAUCUUGGUGGGCAAGAAAGACUGAGGACAUCGUGGGCAACUUACUAUCGUGGAACUCAUGCUGUUAUUGUAGUUAUCGAUAGCAGUGACAGAGCCCGGAUUUCCACUAUGAAAGACGAGCUGUUCAGGUUGCUUCCACAUGAGGAUUUGGCAAAUGCAGUUGUACUAGUCUUUGCUAACAAACAGGAUCUUAAAGAUGCCAUGACCCCUGCAGAGAUAACCGAUGCGCUUUCCCUUCAUAGCAUCAAGAACCACGAUUGGCAUAUUCAAGCCUGCAGUGCCCUGACUGGUGACGGUUUAUACGAUGGUUUAGGAUGGAUUGCACAGAAAGUUCCUGGCAAAACACCAACCUAGACGUCGUUGGAAAUACGUUCGUUUUAUGUAUUCAUCGGACUAAUACGAAACUCCAAGCCCUUGCUGUAAGUUUUCCAGUGUAUUUCAUACAAUCAUAUGCAUUUUCCUUGAAGAGCUACUGGUUUUGGCACAUCUGACCCUUUUCUAAUAUAACAAGAUUUGAAUA